This is a messenger RNA of Lampris incognitus (smalleye Pacific opah), 4534 nucleotides long. RefSeq names its product protein associated with LIN7 1, MAGUK p55 family member a (gene pals1a). Gene Ontology annotation, molecular function: protein binding. The record is from RefSeq and is a predicted model, not a curated record. Lineage: Eukaryota; Metazoa; Chordata; Actinopteri; Lampriformes; Lampridae. The coding region runs from base 395 to 2410 and encodes 671 amino acids. Gene Ontology annotation, cellular component: plasma membrane; adherens junction. The transcript is spliced from 17 exons. Gene Ontology annotation, biological process: generation of neurons; establishment or maintenance of polarity of embryonic epithelium; morphogenesis of an epithelial sheet.
AGAGGUCCGCCGUUAACGACCGACGCUGGGUGGACGCUGCCCUGGGAAAGUCAGCCGGCUAGUUUACCGAGUUCGGAGUCGGCGGAUUGAAGCCGGAGGAGUCGGUGUCGGGAUUUAUCAGCAGGGCUGGUCGGGGCGGCGCGGCGCGGCAGCGGCGGGAGUAUUCCAGUGGAGGGUGUCAUGGCUCCCCUGUUUACUGAACUGCCCUCCUAGGUGGUCUCUAACAGUUAAACACACACACACAGACAAACUCACUCACACACACACACACACACACACACACACACACACACACACACACACACACACAUACAUACAUACAUACAUACACUCACAAAAGCAUCACAAAUACAUAUACCCCCACAUAUUCUCCUGCUCUAAGUCUGUGUGAGAAAUGACGACCUCCCAUCUAAACGGCCAUGUUGGGGGGGAUGGGGAGGGCGGAGGCGGUGUGGAGGAGGAGGUAAGGGGAGGCCAGCAGCACAGGGAAAUGGCAGUGGACUGUCCGGGGGACCUGGGGAGUCGAACCCUGCCCGUAAGAAGAUCUGCACAACUGGAGAGGAUAAGACAACAUCAGGAGGAUCUUCGUCGACGUAGAGAGGAGGAGGGAAGGCAACUGGACUUGAACGCCUCUCUGAGACUCAGGAAGCUCUCCCAGAACCCGCACAUCGGAAUCGACAACCCGACAUUUCUACUGGAUUCGCACACACCGCAGCAGCCACCACUGGGCACCCAGCACACACACACACUAUUGGAGUUGGAGGAGUUGCUGCUGUCACUAAAGCAGGUGCAGGGCUGUCUGCCGGAUCCUCAGAGUCAGAGUGACAUCGAGCUGGUGCUGGCACUGCUACACAAGUCUGAUUUUCAGUCAGCGCUGAGGAUCCAUAAUGCUGUGGCCAGCAGUAUGCACCGACCCUCGCCUCCCUACCCGCACACACAUCAGGCACUGCAGCUGGCGAUGGAGGUCCAGAAUUUGGUCCAGUGCAGCCAGAACAAGGAAGGACUGGAGCUCCACACCCUGUUAUCAAAUACACACAUACAGGCUCUGCUCCUGGCCCAUGACAGCGUGGCGGAGAGGGAAAUGCAGCCUGAGCCCCUACUCUCAGCUGGAGAAACACUAACCCAAUGGGGAGGAGAGACAGUCAAGAUAGUUCGCAUCGAGAAGGCCAGAGAUAUACCACUGGGUGCGACGGUUCGUAAUGACAUGGACAGUGUGGUGAUUAGUCGUAUUGUACGAGGCGGAGCAGCUGAACGCAGCGGGCUGCUGACAGAGGGAGAUGAAAUCCUGGAGAUAAAUGGUAUAGAAAUAAGAGGGAAAGAUGUCAACCAGGUCUUUGACAUACUGGCGGACAUGCAUGGUGUCCUAACCUUCGUGUUGAUUCCCAGUUCUCAGAGUAAACCUCCACCAGUCAAGGAGUCUGUGGUUCAUGUGAAGGCCCAUUUUGACUAUGACCCUUCAGAUGACCCCUAUGUGCCCUGCAGAGAGCUUGGUCUGUCCUUUCAGAAAGGAGACAUUCUCCAUAUUAUUAGCCAGAUUGACCCCAACUGGUGGCAGGCUUAUAGGGAUGGAGAUGAAGAGAAUCAGCCUCUUGCUGGACUAGUACCAGGGAAGAGUUUCCAGCAGCAGAGAGAAGCCAUGAAACAGACAAUAGAAGAAGACAAAGAGCCGGAGAAGUCUGGAAAGCUUUGGUGUGCUAAGAAGAACAAGAGGAAGAGGAAGAAGCUGCUGUAUAAUGCUCACAGGAAUGAUGAUUAUGACAACGAGGAAAUUCUGACAUAUGAAGAAAUGGCUUUGUACCAUCAACCAGCAAAUAGGAAGCGACCGAUUGCACUGAUUGGACCAGCAAGCUGUGGGCAGGCGGAGCUUAGGCAGAAGUUACUAAACAGCCAGCCGGAGCGCUUUGCUGGAGCUGUACCCCACACGACACGGAGCCGACGUGAAGGAGAACUCAGUGGCAGAGACUAUCACUUCGUUUCCCGUCAGGCCUUCGAAGCUGAACUGGCUGCUGGUAAACUGAUCGAGUCUGGUGAGUUUGAGAAAAACCUGUAUGGAACCAGUACAGACUCAGUGAGACAGGUCAUCAACACUGGAAAAAUCUGUCUUCUAUGUCUACACACACAGUCCCUGAAGGUAUUGAGAAGUUCAGACCUGAAGCCCUACAUCAUCUUUAUAGCCCCGCCCUCCCAGGAGAGACUUCGAGCCCUGCUGGCCAAGGACAACAAGAACCCUAAGCCAGAGGAGCUGCGCGACAUCAUCGAGAAAGCCAGGGAGAUGGAGCAGAGCUGUGGUCACCUGUUUGAUGCCGUCAUCGUCAACUCCGACCAGGACAAGGCCUUCAACGAGCUGCUACGACUCAUCAACAAACUGGACACGGAACCGCAGUGGGUGCCCGGCUCCUGGCUGCGCUGAGAACACACGCAGACACAAGCACCAUGCAGAGACACACACCUUACAUCACAUACACAGUCUACACAGCUUACGUAGAAGAAGAGACAAAAACUGGACCUUGGACUUGAUGAUGACCUCUUUUGGUUGUUUAUGCAAAAAAUACACAGAAGAGUAUCAGAUGAACACACUUGAGUUCUCACAACAGGGUUCGUCCAGUAGAUACUGGUGAUGAGAUCCUGCAAAUGAUGUCAAGCUGAGAAUCUGUUUGGAGGUUAUUAGGACAGAUCUGAUUUUGACAAAGGGUGGUGUUGCACCACCAUCACCUUGUUUUAUAGAAAUGUUGUUUCCACUAAACAUAGACGGGGUAGGACCUGACUGAUCCAUGGUAUUUUGGAUUCAAAGCUGACAUACAUCUGCUGAUUAUAAGUUCUUCAUUAGUCGUCGUUAGAAAUCCUUGGGCAUCUGAAGUCCUGACCCGGGAUGACUUAGAGAAACGGUUUCUGCUGGCUCUCGAAACCACGGGGCCUCGUUUAUAAGAAACGCGUCAUCUGACCAAGUUUUGACUCAAAACAACGACCUUUUAUAAAGAAUGAUUUAGAUUACCUAAGUUAUAAUUGUAGCGUUUGUGCCUCUUGUAAUCAUAAAGUUUUAGGGUUUUUUAUAUUAUAAAAAUCAGAGAAGAUAGAAGUGACCUUCCAGUUCUGACAUCAAGAACACUUUUUUCUUAUACCACAACUCAGGCUUGGCUUUCUCCCAAGCCUGGAAGCUGCAGAAGAAUCCUCAUUAAAUGAGGCCACUACAAGUAGUACACGUGUUCAAACACCCGCGACUCGGUCUGGACUCCAUGUUGAGCCUCGGCUGCUGUGAACAGCGUCAUGGUCUCACACCGUGGCGGCGGUGGUGGUGUAGCUGUUGGCAGUCAGUAGCGGUUCAUGGCCAGAAGCUGCAGCUCUGGAAGCUACGCAGCUGACGGUCUCACCCAUCAGCUGCUGGGCUCUCUCAUGGGCUGGCUGGUUUCCUGGUUGUACACUAAAAUACAGCACGGAGUACUUCAGAUGUGUACGGAUGACGGCGCUGCCGUCUCGCUGGAGGUUUUCUAAACCUGUGUUCUCCACUUAUUUGCUGACCGGCAGACUUCCUGGCUCCCUAUCUUAGCUCUCUGUCUGACUUAAAAACCGUUUGAUUGGGCGUCCGGGUGGCGUGGCGGUCUAUUCCGUUGCCUACCAACACGGGGAUCUCCGGUUCGAAUCCCCGUGUUGCCUCCGGCUUGGUUGGGCGUCCCUACAGACACAAUUGGCUGUGUCUGCGGGUGGGAAGCCGGAUGUGGGUAUGUGUCCUGGUUGCUGCACCAGCGCCUCCUCUGGUCGCUGGGAGAACUGGGGUGGAAUAGCGUGACCCUCCCACGCGCUACGUCCCCCUGAUGAAGUGCCUCUCUGUCAGGGGAAAAGAAGAGGCUGGCGACUCCACAUGUGUGGUAGGAGGUAUGUGGUAGUCUGCAGCCCUCCCCGGGUCAGCAGAGGGGGCGGAGCAGCGACCGGGACGGCUCGGAAGAGUGGGGCCGGAUACCAUUGGGGAGAAAAGGGGGGAAAUUAAAUAAAUGAAUCAAACCUUCUGCUUGGCCUGUAACGCACUCUGUCCGGCCGUGUCCCCUCUGAUCACAUUUCCAUAGACACGACCCGUGGACCUGAAUCCUGAACGCUGACACUUCCUGUUUGUAGGUGUAUGUUCCUAUUUGCAGAUGAUAUGCUGACUUUAUUUUAUAUUGUGUGUGUGUGUGUGUGCGUGCGUGUGUGCGUGUGUGAGCAUAUUUGCGGGUCUGUGCCUGUUCUUAAAGGCAGUGAAGUAUUAUUACCUGAAGUAGAUCUGAGACGAUAUCACUUUGUCAUCACUGUGUAGAGCCUUAAUGUAUUUGACAUUUUGAAAAUAGAUUUAUGAAGUCCGGAGUGAACCGGUAGGAUUGCCGCCUCUGCCUUUUCGCCUCCCUGCUGUUAAUCCGGAGGUCAAAGGGGGGCGGGGUGAAGUGGAAUUAGCUGUUUUGAAUGUAAAGCUGUUGAUUAAAAUCACCUCCUGUUUAUCUGACAUCACUUUCUUAUCCUGAGAAGGAAACGUUUUUUCUAUGAAUAUUCACAAAAAUAAAUAGAUGAU